AUGCAAAGGAACAGAUCAGACAGCUCCUCUUAUCUUCAAAGAUACAUCCAAUCAGGUCUUCCAAUUGUCGUCAACCUGGACUUUGACGCCCGCGUCCCGAUCCCCUUCAGCAUCUUCCCAUCGUCGUACCGGAGCGACGACGUAGCAACAACCACCCAGACUCACGUCGAGGGUGAAUUCCACCUAGCACAAGAGCAGCGCGUCGGACGGGAAGGUCAAUCCUCUUUCUCCGCCAAUCUCCCUCCCCGCAACGAGCAGUUCCAGGAAGAGGUCCAUAUCACUCGUGAAGAGGAACAUCACCACCGUCCGAGCCGCAGGGAAGAUAUCUACAUCCGCGAGGAAAGAAGACCAUCCAAGCACUCCACUACCCAUAUCGACGUCGAGCUUCCACACCGCAGACAUCAUCACCACCACGAUACCACUGUCCACAUCGAAGGUCCUCAACGCCGCCGAUACGAAGGUACCCAGAUCGACGUCGCCGAGCGUGAAUAUCGUUCCCGCUUCCAACCUAGCUACCGUGAAGAGACCCGCUACGAGUCUACUGUAGACCCUCCUAGCUUCCAACCACAACAAUACCGAGAGGAAGUUCGUGUCAGCGGUACCACUGUUGAUCCUCCACGUUUCCAAGCAACACAAAGAGAACAGGUUCGCUUCACCGAAGAGACCGUCGACCCGCCUCGCUUCCAAGCUCAACGCUCCCACGUUCACGUUACCGAAGAGACCGUAGACCCUCCCCGGUUCACCCGUAAAUCAGACAAGAUGGGUUACUACGACGAAGAUGGAGGAAGUCGCUCCAGCGCUGCUCCUUUGCCAGCUUCCAUCCCAGAGCCAGCAUACACCCCCAACACCGUCACCAUCCCAUGCCACCACAUCCGCCUCGGCGAUCUCCUGAUCCUCCAAGGCCGUCCUUGCCAGGUCAUCCGCAUCACCACCUCCUCUGCUACCGGCCAGCAUAGAUACUUGGGCGUCGACCUCUUCACCAAGCAAUUGCACGAGGAGUCCUCGUUCAUCUCCAACCCAAGCCCAAGCGUUGUCGUCCAGACCAUGCUCGGCCCUGUUUUCAAGCAAUACCGAGUUCUUGACCUCCAAGACGGAUCCGGUAAGUUCCUCACUCUCCCCCUAUCACUCUAAUUAUCUUAGCAUCUGCUAACCUACCCUUUUACAGUCGUCGCCAUGACCGAGACCGGCGACGUCAAGCAAUCCCUCCCCGUCAUCGACCAAUCCAACCUCUGGUCCCGUCUCUCCGACGCCUUCGAGACCGGCCGUGGCAGCGUCCGCGUCCUCGUCAUCAGCGACCACGGCCGCGAGCUCGCCGUCGACAUGAAGACCAUCCACGGCUCUCGUCUGUAAUCAUGCUCUCUCCCUUCUCAAUUGUCCUUACAUAGCGUUGAAGGUUUAACAUCUUUCUCCUUCUCCUUCUUCUGUCAUACAUACACCUACACAAGUCACAAGCGGAGAUCUGAAUUGGAGAGAUGAGAUGAGAUGAGAUAUCACUUACAUACAUAAAACACCUGGAUGGAUUGGAUUGGAAAUCAAGCAAGCAAGCGAAAUCAAAUUGUUUUAGGCGGGUUGGAUGAAAGGAUGGAUGGAUAUGGAGUUGCAUAAUGAUGACGGUGCUGGAAGGAAUGGGCGAGUAGCUCUCAAUCACAUGGGCAAGGGAGUCAGUCACCUCAUCCAUAUCAAUCACCUGACGAUCUACUUCUUGGUCGAUGGAUCCCGCCUUCCCUCCCUCGGGUGAGGAGACGGUUGAUUAGCCGGCUUUGAGGAGGAGAGCUGAAGGGUUGGUAGAUAUGUCGGUCGAGUGUGACUUUUUCCUUCUCUGCUCGCUUUCCCCUUUCCCUUUCCUUUUUGUUUUGGUUGGUUGUUGUAUGUGUAGAUAGGGAAUGGUAGAUAUUAUCGAAACAGAAGUGAAUGAAGCAUUGAAAAAUAUAAUAAAUCUGGUCUUGUUGUGUAUGAUGCUUUGUGAUGCUUGUGAUACGUUGCGAUAUUUCCUUGCCUCCAUCCACUUCAUG
Cadophora gregata is the source of this 2012-nucleotide messenger RNA. RefSeq lists its product as uncharacterized. Bases 1 to 1131 code for a protein of 376 amino acids. NCBI's taxonomy places the organism in Eukaryota, Fungi, Ascomycota, Leotiomycetes, Helotiales, Ploettnerulaceae. The record is from RefSeq and is a predicted model, not a curated record. The transcript has 4 exons.